ACAAACAUGAACAAACAACGAUCUGGCGGGAGCGGAUCUACGUGAUGAUAUCAUUUUUCUUAUCUUUUUCUGUUUUUUCCUUUCCUGUAAUUUAAUCCACCAAACGUGCAAGGAGCAUCCACCGGUUCCAAUGCAAUCCAGGAAUUCAGCGUAUUUAACCGAGUUCAAGAACAAUUAACCAAUAAUUCAUGUUGGUCUAACCUUGGUGCCUUUCUGCUAACACAUCUCUGUCUCAUCGACAUAAAAAAAUUGUCGUGAAGAAGUUUGUGAAUAUUUCAUAAUCUAAAUAAUCAUGAGUAGUCAGACAAAUCAGAAGAAGAAACGCAAGAAUCAACAUUCGCUCGAUGAGGAAGUUGGAAGGGCUAAACGGUCCAAAGAUAAAGAAUCUGGUGAUGAGAGUUUAUUGUUGGAAUCAUUACAAGGAAAAGCGACAGCCGGGAGGAUCAAAAAGCUGGUUUUACGGAAUUUCUUUUGUCACGAUCAUUUGGUUAUGGAGUUCAAUAAAAAUGUCAAUUUCAUUGUUGGACGAAAUGGCAGUGGUAAGAGUGCAAUUUUGACAGCUAUUACUAUUGGUUUGGGUGGACGAGCGUCUACAACUGAGCGUGGAGAUUCAUUUAAAACCUUUAUAAAGAGCGGAAAAGUAUCAUGUACCAUUGAAAUAACCCUGAUCAAUGAGGGUCCUAAAGCAUAUGAGCCUGAGAUUUACGGAAAAGUUAUAAAAGUAGUCCGCACUAUAUCAGAGACCUCUUCGAAAGUGAUUAUAAAAGGACAACGUGAUAACCUUGUGUCUAAGAGAAAAGCCGAUCUCCUUAAGAUCACCAGCGCACUCAACAUUCAAGUUGAUAAUCCUAUAUCAAUCCUGAAUCAGAACGCUGCAAAAAAAUUUCUGAUCCAACCCAAAGGCGAUAGGAUGUAUGAAUUAUUCAUGCAGGCGACACAACUGAAUAUUAUUGGCAAAAAUUAUAAAGAGGCAUUGCAGAUAAGCAAAGAGACACAGACGAGAAUGCAGGACACUCAGAGAGAAUUGCAAAAAAAUAAAAAUGAGAUAGAAGCGAUUGAGGAGAAAAUAAAGGCAAUAGAUAAUCUGGAGUCAGUAAGGAAGAAGUAUGAAGAAUUGGAGUGUGAAUGCCUGUGGGCGCGUGUCAUUGCCCAGGAAGCACGUGUCAAUGCAGCAGAAAAGGCAUGUGUCAAUGGUGAACGAACAGUCGAGGAGUUGGUAACCAAUGCUGAUCAGAAUUACAAUGGUAAAGCUGAGAAAAUUGACGGUAAAAUUGCUGAAAUCACAGAGCACAUCAGAGAAUCUGAGAAAGAGGCGGCAACGUGUGAAUCUGCUUGGGAGGAAAUAAGAAAUAAAUACCAGGGAAAGAAGGAUGGCUUGGCUGCUAAAGAGAGAGAGUAUAAAGCCUGCAAACAGUCAAUCAACAGAACUCUCAAAGACCUUGACACUAUCAAUACAGAAAUUGUGCGAUUGGAGCAACUUAACAGUCAGGCUUAUAACGAGAAAGCUCAACUCGAACAACAUAAAAUUUCAGUUGAGGCAGAGCUGCGCGAGGUUGAACAGAGAAUCAAAACCGCUCAGGUCGAUCAAGUGCACAUUAAUUCUGAUAAAUUACGAUUGGAGAUGGAAGAGCGGGAGUACAGAGUGGACGUUAAUCAGAAAGAGCAUCAAUUAGGCCAAUUGCAAGCCCAACUUGGGAAUUUAUCUUUGAGCUCAAGUAAUUCCUUAGACGUUUAUGGUAGGGAUAUGAUAAGACUAUUAAAACGAAUCGACGAGGAAAAUAGACAGCAGCAUUUUGAACAGAGACCACGUGGACCAAUUGGUGCAGCAAUUAAAAUGAAGGACUCGUCAUGGACUCCGAUUGUUGAAAAAGCUAUUGGUAAUUUAAUCAGUGGUUUUUGCGUUGAUAAUAGGGGAGAUGCUCAGCUCCUUGGAAAGCUUAUUCAGGAGGUGUACAGUGGGCAAAAAUCACCUGAAAUAAUCUGCAGUAAAUUCCUCGAUCGAGUUCAUGAUGUUCGUAAUAAUAGCACGAGAACUGAGAGAUAUUGUAAUGUCUUUGAUAUUAUGGAGGUGUCUGACCCAGUUAUCGCCAAUUGUUUGAUUGAUCAACGUUCUCCAGAGUCUAUUCUCUUGAUUCCAACGAGUGAUGAAGCUGCUGCGUUGCUCAAAGACCGUGAGAAUGUUCCACAAAACUGCAAAAUGGCUCUCACCAAGACGGGAGAAACAUUCUAUCCUGAUCCAAAUUAUAGAACCUAUUCGGGUUAUAUUUCCAAUCCGAGGUAUCUACAAGUAUCCACUGCUCAGGUGGUACAGAGCCUCAAGAAGGAAAUUAGAGAAAUUCAAGAGGAAUUCGAUGAGUCGAAAAAACUACUGACUGCCAAAUGUGAAGCGCUCCAUCAAAGUAGAGUUGCAAGUAAGAAUUUGUUCAAAAAAAUCACGCAACUCCGUGGAAUGUUGAAUAAACUAAGUGCCAAGGCUGAUGAACUGAAGGAUAAACUGAGUGAUAGGGUGCAAGAUAAUGGAGAUAACCAUUCUCAUUUUAUUUCACUGAGAUCUGAGUAUGAGCAGAGGUUGGAGCAAUUGAGAAUUGAGGAGCAACGGCUUGGAGAUGAGGUGAAGGAACUGCAAGGGAAGAUUAAUGAAAUCGAGACUGAAUUAACACGUUGUCGUGAGAAAGCUAAUGAUGUCGAUGAGUUGAUAAAUCCUCUCAAGAUGCGAAUACGAAAGCUGGAGGAGGAGAAGAGACAGUGUCAGAUACAGAUGAAAGAGGCCAAUAAUAGAAUUCUCAGUGCUCGUCAUUCUCUUGAACAGGCUGUUGCUGAAAAAGAAUAUCAAAAAGGUACACUUCAAGUUUUCCUCGAUCACGCUGAAGGACACUCGAGGAGAAUUGAGACUAGUCGAACUGAAGAAGAGAUCAACGAGGAAAUGAAAAAAAGGACAGCCCGUAUUGCCCUAGUGGAGACCAAGUAUGGCACCAGGGAUGUACUCUACGAGCAGUUGGAAAUUAAGAAGACAAGAUAUUUGGAGGUGGAACAGGUUCUUGAUGUCUUAUUGGCGGCCAAUGAUCAGCAUCUGCAGAGAGUUGAGAAUAGGAGGAAAGAGUACAAAGACAUGAGAUCGGAAAUGGGAGAGAGAGUGCAAAAUGCUUUCAGCGCUAUUCUUAUACUCAGGGGAUAUAAGGGAUCCUUAAUAAUCAAUUAUGUUGAUAAAACUCUCGAUCUAAGUGUAAUUCCACAGAACACCACUGGACGAGACCGUAAUGAAACCAUCACUUUGUCAGGUGGUGAAAGAUCCUACUCUACUGUUGCCUUUGUCCUUGCACUCUGGGAGUGUACUGCUGUUCCAUUUUACUUUCUCGAUGAAUUCGAUGUUUUCAUGGAUAAAGUCAAUCGUCGUAUAAUUAUGGAAAUUUUGCUAUUGCACACUCGCGAUCAUCCGGAGUGUCAGUUUGGGUUUUUCACUCCAUUAGAUGCAUCCAUCGUCAGAUCUAGUGAUUCCUUGACGAUUCAUCAAUUGGAGGCUCCAGAACGUCAGCUUACACAGAAUAACCGCUAAAAUGACCACCUAUUCAGGCAAAUUCCUUCUUUUUAUUUUCCACUUAACUCUGAUCGUUUAUUUUUAUUUUUAUUUUUUUUCUAAUAUUUCAAGAUUUUUUCAACAAAUUAAAGCUCUUAAAAUACCAUUAUUCCGGUAGUUACAUGAAUUUUGGUGAUUCCACGUAUCGUGUUUUUUUGUUUUUUGUUUUUUCCCCCUUUCUUCCACGUUUAAUAGAACUUAUGGGAAAAGUAUUUCAUAAUAUUUAUUAUAAUGGCGUUACUAAAAUUCACCGAGUACAAAAUAUUUACGCGAUAUAUUAUUGCACUUAUUAAAUCUCUCCUAAUAAUAACGAUUCAUGGGUCUCGAGAACGUGAGCUGAUGCAAAAUUACCGAUGUAAUCGAAAAUUGUUCAAUCCAAGUCUCUCUAGGUUUUGUUUUUUUUUUUUAUUCCUUACUAAUAUCUCUUGUUUAUCGUUUCCCCUUGCCCGAAAAAGUUUCGUCCGAACAGUAUUUAUUAAUAUUGAAAAUUUAAUUUUUGUGUGUCAGUAGAGAAUUUAAGUUUGUUCAUCGAUUACAUUCUUGUUACGGGUUAUUUGGAGGGGGGUGAUUUCGAAUACAGCAAAAGAAGGAUAUUGAUAGCAUUUGUCGCAACAAAAAUUACGAAUAUCCGAGAGAAUUAAUGAAUAGAUAAUAAAAGAAGAAAAAAAAAUAUAUAUAUAUAUAUAUAUGUAUGUAUAUAUAUAUAUAACAGUGGCGGGAGGGCCCCACAUAUUCCAUGUUACAAUGUAGUCAACAUUUAUUUUUUUAUAAGAGAAAUUA
Molecule: messenger RNA, 4354 nt
Organism: Fopius arisanus
Lineage: Eukaryota; Metazoa; Arthropoda; Insecta; Hymenoptera; Braconidae
Gene: SMC6
Product: Structural maintenance of chromosomes 6
Exons: 2
Coding region: 293-3553 (1086 amino acids)
Biological process (GO): double-strand break repair via homologous recombination
Cellular component (GO): Smc5-Smc6 complex; nucleus; site of double-strand break
Molecular function (GO): damaged DNA binding; ATP hydrolysis activity; single-stranded DNA binding
Source: RefSeq, a predicted model, not a curated record